Molecule: messenger RNA, 3470 nt
Organism: Anolis carolinensis (green anole)
Lineage: Eukaryota; Metazoa; Chordata; Lepidosauria; Squamata; Anolidae
Gene: slf1
Product: SMC5-SMC6 complex localization factor 1
Exons: 18
Coding region: 109-2883 (924 amino acids)
Biological process (GO): DNA damage response; protein localization to site of double-strand break; positive regulation of double-strand break repair
Cellular component (GO): site of double-strand break; nucleus
Molecular function (GO): protein binding
Source: RefSeq, a predicted model, not a curated record
GCUGGCCACUUCCGGAGGCGGGGCUUCCUUUCCCACAGCACGCCAACCAGGAGGAAGACGCGGAAGCGGGAGAGAGAGAGAAGAGCUGGGCGGGAAAGUCCACCUGAGAUGGAGAACGGCAUGCUGCAACCGAGGAUAAUCCAGCUAACUGGAUUUAAGAACCAAGAAAAGAAGAUCCUGGUUGAAUUACUUCUGAAACUUGAAAGUAUUUUCUAUGACACUAAGCAAUACAGAAAUUGCACUCAUCUUAUAGCAAAACAGCCUUGCAAGAGUGAAAAGUUUUUGGCAGCAUGUGCAGCAGGAAAGUGGAUACUAACCAAGGACUACAUAAUUAAUAGUGCUGAAAGUGGCAGAUGGCUUGAUGAAACAACUUACGAAUGGGGAUAUAAAAUCGAAAAAGGCUCCCAUUAUUCACCUCAAAUGCAAUCUGCACCUAAAAGAUGGCGCGAAGAGCUGACAUGCUCUGGUGCUGCAGGGGCCUUCCACAGAUGGAAAGUUCUCCUUGUUAUAAAAGGUGAUAAACGAAAAGAUUCUUUGAUAAGGGUUCUAGAUGCAGGGAAAGCCACUAUACAUGCAGCAUUAAGUUCACCAAAGAAUAUAACUCAUGUGUUAACUAACUACGCAACAUUAGAUCAAGAAAGGGAAAAAGUCUUUGGGACUCGAUCUUAUCCUGUUCGCUACUUAGAGACUUAUCUCUUUAAGAAUGAAAUUAAACAUGAUCUUGAAAAAUACCAGGAAAACAGUCUUCAGAAAGAACAAGAAUUCAAAGAAAUAAUGACUGACAUACACUGUGGCAAAAUGAGAAGUGAACUCAUAAAACACAUAUAUUUUCAACAGGCUAUGCUAAGCAAAUACACUCAAAUAGACCAGAUGAAUGGGUGCAGAAAAGAGGUGAAAAAUAUUCGCUAUUCUAGAGGAGAAAACAGCAUACUUGAAGAGCUAGUAGAUGACCAGUUAUUUCCCACUGCAGUCAGAGAAUUCUUCUCUGGGAGAGCUCUUGUUCCUCCUGCUAAAUUUCUUCAGUCUCUUCUAGGCCACUUACUACAGGGAAAUUCAGACCCUGCACUUUCUGCUCAGUUUUUUCAUAUCCUUUACACUCUGCUCCAGCAUGCUCCUCCUUGGAAGUCACCUUCCAUGUUGAGAUAUUAUCUGGAAGUUCUUCAAUGUCCUGUUUCCAUGAAGGGAGCAUGGCCUCUGAUGGAGACACUUGUACGGUCGUGCCUUUACUGCAAAAGUAUUUGUCAUUCAGUCCCUGUUUCAGAAACCAUGAAUGAGGAGAAAACAUUUCACAAAAGUCUGCUUAGAUUUAUCCUGAAUUUGUUCCAAGCUGAAGUGCUGACAUUAACAAGAAGUUUGUAUGAAGGAGUUGGUUCACAACGUCUGCAGACGAUGCCAGAGACAGUUCUUCAGAAAACGUUCUGGUUAGAGAGUGAAUCAAUGCUUUUAACCAAACGGAUAAAUAUUCUUGUAGACUGGGUCACAAAUUCCUAUAAAGAAAAGUACAAGACAAAUGAUAUCUUCAAACAUGAGGUAGUUGAACUACUUAAUGGAAUUUUGAGCACAGUAGUGGAAUACUGGAUUCUUUCUGGAUUUAUGAUGGAUAAGAAUAUGUUGCAUCUUGUAGCAGAUGAGCUUGCAUCUUAUAUUGCCAUUUCAUGUGAUGAUUUUUCAGCAGAGGAAUUAAAAGCGUUUGUGUCUUCCAUUCCAUCUCUCUGGCUAGAAAUGUUUGUUGCAGAAGCAGUCUUUAAAAAGUUGUAUUUUGAAACCAGCACUGUCAUUUCUGAUGAACCGCUCUCUCUUCAAAAAAUUGUUUGUUCCUAUCUGCCUGCUUUACAAAUAUGGAUGCGUGAGACAGGGAAGAUGCAGAAAGGAAAGAGAGAAAAAAUAGGGCAAUGGCCUUGCCCUGAGUCUCAAAGGGCAUUACUGAUGCUAAAUGGUGAUAAGCAGAACCAAGCCGAAGUGCUGCCUGAUGUACCUGCCCAAACUCGUACCUCUUCUCCUCCCCCAAAGAAAUUUAAAACCAAAACUGAAAUCCAGUCAUCACAUGGCAAAAAAAUAUAUCAGUCUUCUCCUAAACAGAUGAACAUUUACAAGGUCAAUGUUAAAGGAGAGACAGCCCUGCAUAUUACCUGCAAAAGCAACAAUGUGAAGAAAUUGAUUCAUCUUCUUUCGCUACCAGGAAUAGAUAUUAACGUUAAAGACUAUGCUGGUUGGACGCCUUUGCAUGAAGCUUGUAACCAUGGCAGCACAGUGUGUGUCCACGAAAUUUUGCAACAUUGUCCAGAGGUAAACCUGUUCAGUCAAGUGGAUGGAGUGACGCCCUUGCAUGACGCGCUGACAAAUGGACACAUUGAGAUUGCUGAGCUUCUGCUUCAGCAUGGCGGACUGGCAUUGCUGGAGCAAAAGGACUCUGAGGGAAAUCUGCCACUUGAUCACAUAAAGUGUGUAAGAACUAAGCAACAUCUUUUGAAUGUUGCUAAGUCAGAGGAGACCAUUGAGGAGUUUCAUGCUAGAGUUGAAAGCAGUUGGAACAGUCAACAGACAGAAUUUUGGACAGCCCUGUUUUGCAAGAUGUUGCUGAACUUCUGUUCUGUGUAUAACUUAUUUAGACCUUUAUCUGUCAGCUUUAAAAAGUCAGCCUGCUCAAAACCAUUCCUAGUGACAGCAGGUUGUUGUAAGUUUAACUCUAACCAUUGGCUAAUAGACCUUUAUCUUAGUGAGCUUCAUACUUAUCAAAAUCUUCCAAAUUAUCUUCAGGAAACUAUUGAAAAACUUAAACAUGGCCCAGGUGAACAGACAAAAGCUUUUGUAGUAGCACUACAACAAAUUUCAUGGACAGUUCAGAUGUCUAGUCUUAAUUUGACCAACAGUGUUCCCAAGUAAUCUGACUUCCUUAGUCUUUUAUUUUCAUUGGCCUCGCUCAGCAUUUGGUGAUCAUCAUGUAUGGGAAAUAAUGAAAGCUGAAUUUGGUUUGGCACAAAACCACAGCUUCACAUUGCACUAAGGAGCAGCAGCUAAUCUCAGAUGUGUGUACUAAUUUUUUGGAGUACCAGAGAAGAGAAGCACCAGAAAAGAUCAAAAAUAUCUGUUUCUGGACUUCAUGGUGUCUAAACUCAGGCAACAUCUGUGUCUUAUUUUAAUUAUUUUAAUUUUUAAAAACCACAGCUCUGAGUUUGACAUUGGAACAAAGUUUUUAAAUCAAAAGCAAAACUUUCUAUUACCAAUAGGAAGAACAAGUCAGACUUAAGCUCACAACAUUGUGUGAGUCUAUUCCUGUUUCAUGUGAAAUAAUCAUUGUUUUGAUAGCUCAAUGAGCCCAAUACAGUGAUCCUGCAACAACUCAAUGUAUGUCAGUUACAUCUGGUUUGGCUAUCUGUGGUUAUCACAGUUGUACUCUACAAAGAUAUGUAGUCAUUUUUAAAAUUGUAUCUUUAUUACCUGAAUAAAAUAAAUUAUUGUGUAGAAACUCA